CACGACAAUGACCGCCAUCGACCUCUCCGCGCGCCACAGACAAGACGCAGACCUCGAGCCCGCCGAGCUCAUCAGGUCCGGUAAAACCCCGCCUGCCUUCGGACACGACAUGCUCUCCAUGUUCAUGAUCGACCCCAACUACACCGCUUUGAACAACGGCGCAUACGGCACCCUCCCGCGCCCCGUCCGCGUCGCAUGCGACGCGCUCACCGACCGCAUCGAGGCGAGCCCGGACCGGUUCAUCAAGCUCGACAUGGCGGGCAUGCUCGCGGACGCGCGGCGGCGCGUCGCGGAGUUUGUGAAUGUGGGGCACGACGAGCUCGUGCUCGUCCCGAACACGUCGCAUGGCGUCGCGACGGUUUUGCGGAGCUUUGAGUGGGAGGAGGGGGAUGUGUUGAUUGGAGCGACGACGACGUACGGCUCGAUCACGCAGACGCUCAAGUAUCUCAGCGACACGCCCCCGCACCCGCGCGUCGAGACGUUUGCGCUGCACUUCCCUACAUCGCACGCGCAGAUCCUCGCAGACUGGCGCGCCUUUCUCGCGCGCGUCACCGCCGCGCACCCGCUCACCGCCAACGCCAACGCCAACGCCACCGCCAACGCCACCGCCAACGCCAACGCCAACUCCACCGGCAGCCCACCACCCACGCCGACGCAAAAGGGGUACAAACGCGGCCAGCGCAAGAUCCUCGCCGUGAUCGACGCGCUCGUGUCCAACCCCGGCGCGCUCCUCCCGUGGACGGAGAUGGUCGCGGCGUGCGCCGCGCACGGUGUGUGGUCGCUCGUCGAUGGGGCGCAUUCGCUCGGGCAGGAGGUGGGGCUGGAUCUGGGGGGUGUGAGCGCGGGGCCGGAUUUUUGGUUGUCGAACUGCCACAAGUGGCUCUCGGCGAAGCGGGGGUGCGCGGCGAUGUAUGUGCCGCGGAGGAACCAGCACGUUGUGCGCUCGCCGAUUCCGACGCCGGUCACGUACAAGUCGCCGCUGGACGAGGGGUACGCAGGCCCGCAGGACUUUGCGCUCAUGUUUGAAUGGACUGGUACGAUCGACUAUGUGCCCCUCCUGAGCGUCGUCCCGGCCCUCGAGUUCCGCCGCUGGCUCGGCGGCGAACAGCGCAUCAACGCGUACUGCCGCGCGCUCGCCCUGCGCGGCGGCGCGCUCCUCGCGCACGAGCUCGGCACGUCCGUUCUCCGCUCCACUUCAUCGUCCCCAAACGACGCAGAAGACGAGUUCACGCUCAACAUGGUGAACGUGGCGCUGCCGAUCGACGGGGACAUCGCGGACUCGGCGGCGAUCACGGGUGUGUUUUUCGACACGAUGAUUGCGGAGCGCGGGGUGUAUGCUGCGCAGUUUCGGCAUAAUGGGCGGUGGUGGGUGCGGGCGAGCGCGCAGAUUUGGAAUGAGGAAUCGGACUUUGUCAAGCUUGCAAGGGCGCUGCAGAUCGCGAGCGAUAGGGUGCAGAAGCUCGCGGGGCGCGGGGCGCAUGUGCGGAAUAAGCUGUGAGCGGGGUUUAGAUGAGGCUUGUGUUCAUGUCGGUCGUACGUCGUGGUUUUCGCUGCUUUACUGUGAAUGUGGAAUUAGAUUAGCUGGAGGAAUAUCCUGUAAACGUCAGUCAGUUUACUUGUAUGACAACUUGGAGGC
This is a messenger RNA of Coniophora puteana RWD-64-598 SS2, 1636 nucleotides long. Its product is annotated as PLP-dependent transferase. The transcript has 7 exons. The record is from RefSeq and is a predicted model, not a curated record. NCBI's taxonomy places the organism in Eukaryota, Fungi, Basidiomycota, Agaricomycetes, Boletales, Coniophoraceae. The coding region runs from base 8 to 1498 and encodes 496 amino acids.